Molecule: messenger RNA, 2724 nt
Organism: Sungouiella intermedia
Lineage: Eukaryota; Fungi; Ascomycota; Pichiomycetes; Serinales; Metschnikowiaceae
Source: the annotation of a GenBank genome assembly
AUGAGCGGAAAUUGGCUAACCCAAUGGGGCACCAGUGGUGGUGUUCCAAAUGAGCCAAAGCUGGAUGUGGCUAAAGACAACACAUCGCUACUUCAUGAAACACAGGAUGUUAUAAGCUCCCAACCUGAUCAGCUCUCGAAACCUAAUGGUGUGGGCAACUCACAGGUUAGCCCAGAUCAUCUCCAGGAAACAAAGUCUGGCAUGGAUGAUAGAAAUGAAGAAGUGAGAGCUAGAACUGAUCUGCUGCCGCAACGUAAUGCCAAAAUCGCCAAGGUCACGCAUAAAACAUCCACAUCGUCACUAGCUUCGAUAAGCGCAGGAAACUGGUUGAGCUGGGCUCCCAGGACACGGGUACUAGAGAAGGAUGGUGAUCAUAUAAAAUUAAAGAAUGGAAAUACCGGCGUUCGUGAACUGACGGAGAAUGGUGCUGCUCGUAGACUUGCAGAUGGAGCUGAUAGUGGAGAUCAUGAAGGUCAAGAUAAUCGCAACGAUGGCAACGACAAAGGAAAUGGAGGAAUUGGCAAUGGAGGAGGAAUUGGAGAUAAUGGAACGGGUGGAGGAAAUGAUGGAGAAAAUGGCAACGGAAACGAUGAUGAAGAUGACGAUUAUUUGCCAGAAAACAAUGGCGAUGAGAUCGACGAUCAUGUUUCCAGCUCCAAGUACCGCAAGAAGCUGUGGGGAUUUUGGAAUUCCGAAGAACCUAAGGACAGAAAGGAGAAACCCGUCGAGAAGAUUCAUUUGACUACCAAUACGAUUCUUAGAACUCCUUCGCUCAUAAGUAAAGAUGAAACUAAAAACGGAAACGAUUUCAGAAAUGGGCGUGAUGUUUCUCCCACUAAGACUGAGACCGAAAUUUCUGAGACCGAUAAUGGUGAUGAUGAUGCCGUCUUGUACAAGCCUCAUGACAGCACUUCCCAGUUUAACAAAAUCAACACCCACAAGAAUGAGAAUUUGCGAGAAAAUGUCAUUGUUCCAGACUGGAACACAUGCCUUCAUAACCAAAAGCUGGAGUCGGCGCAUACGACUUCACAGGCGGUAGGCUCUCUUGAAAGUAUUCGGAACCAACCUUUUGACAUCAAAAAUUGGAGGAGCUACUUGUCGCAUCUCUCAUCUCGCUUCGGAAUAGGAUCUGGAUCUCACUUGUCUGACCAGCCCGAAGCCCAGCCUGCGGAAACAGCGGUCGAGAAGGAGUUUAACUCCAUUUACGAGAGAAAAUAUCGUUUGUAUGGAAGAUCGCUUGCUAAACUUCCCUAUUUCAAACAUGCGUGUUUCCCCAACUACAGCCUGUUUUAUACCAAACAUGACGUUUCGGAACUGGGAGAUAAAACUCAGCUUGAGGAAGAUGCCCAAGAUGAGAAUUCCAUAACGAUCACCAAUGAUGCUAUGGGAAACCUCUUGAUCAACCACCGCAACCACAAUCCGUCUUCUGCUUCUGUUACACAGUCAGAUAUUGUGAACAAAAAAACGGGACCAUUAGUGAAAAUCAAGAAGAUUUUAAUCGUAGGAGUCCAUGGCUUUUUCCCUACGAAAAUGAUCAGACCACUUAUCGGAGCUCCCAAGGGUACAUCGUUGAAGUUUGCAAAUGAAGCAGAGAAGGCAGUGAUACGAUACUGUGUGGAAAACGAUCUCAUUGACAGUAGAGAAACACACAACGUUUCCAUUCAGAAAAUUGCGCUAGAGAAGGAAGGCAAGAUUUUCGAUCGAGUAGAUUUCUUCUUGGAAAUCAUGACUAAAUGGGCAGACGAGCUCAACGAAGCUGACUUUAUAUUUAUCGCCGCUCACUCACAAGGCUGUGUUGUAUCAAUCAUCUUGUUUGCCAAACUCAUUCAGAUGGGAAUCCUAAAAAACCCCCUUCAAAAACGAAUUGGUCUUUUAGGUAUGGCCGGUGUUAACAAUGGACCCUUCUAUAGCAUGGACAAGUCAUUUUUCAUGAAGGCGUACUCUGCCAUCGAACACGAUUCGUUAUUGGAGCUUUUCGAACUUACCAAGUUUGACAGUGCCCAAUCCGUGGCUUACAAGGAAUCCAUGCAAAUCAUCAUCAAUGCAAAUGUGAAGAUAUGUUUCAUUGGAUCCAUCAAUGAUCAGUUAGUGCCGCUAUACUCAGCACUCGCAUCUCAUAUUUUCCAUCCUAAUAUUUACCGGGCCUGCUACAUUGACCAUUCAUCACGAACUCCAGAGUUCAUCGAGAGACUAGUCUCAGUGUGUUGUCAACUCCAGAAUCUCGGCUAUUUUGACAAUAACGUGAUUAAAGAGCUCAGUGCAGUGCUUGCUGGACCAUUCACAGGCGGCGGCCACUCAAAAAUUUACAAUGACGGAAAAGUCUACGAUCUUGGACUUAAGUUCGCUCUUGACACAGACGAUUUGAUAAUUCCGCCCGUACCGCAGACCCAAGGAGUUGCUGUACAGAUUCCUAAUUCCAAGUAUGAUGAAGUGGUACGCGUGCCUCCCACUAAUCAGAUCUACAUCAAAGAAUUCAAUAUUGGAAAGAUUGGGACCAACCCCUUUGUCUUACCGUGGUGUCUCCGUGGGCUUAUCUUCAAUAUUGAAAAGAACUGGCCAGAGGUGGUUCCUCACAUCAUGAUUGAUCAGAAAAGUCCUACCUACAAGUCAGGCACGCAGGAGAUCGACGCCCUCUACGAGCUGUUUGAUAAGUGGAAACCGGAAACAAAGUUGUUAAAGGACCUCAAGUUCCGGCUUAAUGGAAUUCGCGCUAGCAAACUUUGA